Messenger RNA from Lodderomyces theae, 843 nucleotides. RefSeq names its product transcription factor TFIIE subunit. Bases 1 to 843 code for a protein of 280 amino acids. Gene Ontology annotation, cellular component: transcription factor TFIIE complex. The transcript has a single exon. Gene Ontology annotation, biological process: transcription initiation at RNA polymerase II promoter. Lineage: Eukaryota; Fungi; Ascomycota; Pichiomycetes; Serinales; Debaryomycetaceae. The record is from RefSeq and is a predicted model, not a curated record.
AUGUCAGACUUAUCGGCACAACUAUCCGCAUUCAAAAACAAGCUAAAGAGCGGACCGUCUGUAGCUGUGGCUAGAAAAGCAGUAAUCUCCAAACCCACUUCGCCAUUACCCUCAACUCAGUCAAAUCCAUCAAGCACUCCAUCAAAACGACCAAACCCAUCGGAGCCCACAGUUGAUGCAUACAAAAGGUACAAGCCAGAUGCAACGGACCUCAGUGGCUCUCAUUUAUCGACACAACUACACUUGGCAGUUGAGUAUAUCAAGGAACAGGACCACCCAAUCAGUAUAGGUAAACUUCAGCAAACGUUAUCGUUUGAUGUCGAACACACACUACUACCUCUACUUAAGGAGAUUGAUAGGGUCAAGUAUGAUGAAACUAACAGGACGUUGGAGUAUGUUUCGCUACACAAUAUCAAAACUGCCGAUGACUUGUUGGAGUUUUUGAGGAAACAAACUACAUUCAAAGGCGUUUCAGUAAAAGAGUUGAAGGAUGGAUGGGCUGGAUGCUACCUGGCUAUCGACGAGUUGGAAGCAGAAGAUAAGAUUUUAGUUUUGAGAAAUAAAAAGGAGAAUGCACCAAGACUCGUGUGGGCAAACGCGGGUGGCAAAGUCGGGGCCAUAAGUGAUGAAUUCAAAAAGAUGUGGGUUGAUGUCAAACUUCCUGAACCAGAUGUAUUGUACCAAUCAUUGAUAAAUCAGGGCUUGAAGCCAACCGGAGCAGACCCAAGCUUGGUUAAUAAAAUGCCGCAACAGCAAGAAAAGAAACAAAAGAAAGCUCGCAGGGGAAAGAUUACUAAUACCCACAUGAAGGGAAUAUUGAAGGAUUAUAGUCAGUUGGUCUAG